AUGCCCGUACUCGUCCGUCUUCGGCUACUGCUAGCGAAGAUACGAGCGUCGUUCGACCCGUUCAAGGGCACGAAUCAAUGGGCGGCGGCGGCGAUCAAGCACGGCAAGGCGCUCGGCUACGUGAACUACACCGCGAACGAUACGUCCUCGCCGGACGUACGCACCCCGCAGGCUGUCAUCCAGACACAAUACACGUGCAACACCCGCCGGCUCAAGUCAAUCGGUAGCCUGAUCAUGAGCGUCGCGUCCGGCACGCUCAGCAUGCAUCUAACGGUCUGGGGCUUGAUGACGACGACGAUGGCAAUGGUGGCGCGGCGUUCGCCAGGAGCGAACAUCUGCAAAGAAUGCGCCACACGAUCUACCGAUCUGGAGAGCCGUCAGCCAAUCUCAUCCCCGACGGCGAAAGAUCCUCUGGACGAGAUGAUAGUCGAGGAGUGGCCGUCACCCGGCAUCUCGAAAGACAGGCGAUACUCGACCGACAACCUGCUCUACAACACCCGAUGA
Punctularia strigosozonata HHB-11173 SS5 is the source of this 504-nucleotide messenger RNA. RefSeq lists its product as uncharacterized. The record is from RefSeq and is a predicted model, not a curated record. NCBI's taxonomy places the organism in Eukaryota, Fungi, Basidiomycota, Agaricomycetes, Corticiales, Punctulariaceae. The coding region runs from base 1 to 504 and encodes 167 amino acids. The transcript has 4 exons.